Molecule: messenger RNA, 3356 nt
Organism: Oryza brachyantha (malo sina)
Lineage: Eukaryota; Viridiplantae; Streptophyta; Magnoliopsida; Poales; Poaceae
Product: receptor-like protein kinase HSL1
Exons: 2
Coding region: 200-3253 (1017 amino acids)
Biological process (GO): protein phosphorylation
Molecular function (GO): receptor serine/threonine kinase binding; protein kinase activity; ATP binding
Source: RefSeq, a predicted model, not a curated record
GAUUGGCGGGUGGUCAAUCGUAAGUUGGAGCACGAUGGAACGAUAGAGCUUGUCCAUAUCAUGGAAGACCUUGACCAGUAGCCCCUGCAGAUACGGUAAAGACUAGAGAUACCUAGCUGCAAGUCUUCAUACGUACUGACAUUCCACUCUGAGCUUCUCACCCUCAUGACUGCACCACCACUCUUAACUGCUAACAAAAAUGGUUGAAAAUAAUACCAAUAAUCUCUUGUUACCACUGCUCCUCUUCUUCCUCCUCUCCGUUUCCGGUGCAAAGCUCGAUCAUGGCGAGCUCCAAGCUCUCCUAACCAUCAAGCGAGACUGGGGUAGCCCUGCAGCAUUGAGCUCAUGGAAGGUGAGAAACUCUGGCUCUUCCGGUCACUGUAGCUGGGCAGGAGUUGCCUGUACGGAUGGCCAUGUCACAGCCCUCUUCUUCUCCAGCUUCCAGAUUGCCAACCCAAUCCCAGCCUCUGUUUGCAGCCUCAAGAAUCUGCAGUAUUUGGACCUCUCUUACAAUAACCUCACCGGUGAUUUCCCCACUGUGCUGUACAAUUGCUCAAAUUUGCAGUUCCUUGACCUGUCCAACAAUGGAUUCGCUGGCAGCCUUCCCGACAGCAUCGACAAGCUGUCGUCGGGGAUGAUACAGCACCUCAACCUGUCGAGCAAUUCUUUUGUUGGUGAUGUGCCGUCGGCUAUUGCGAGGUUGUUGAAGCUCAGGUCACUGAUCCUUGACACCAACAGCUUCGAUGGGAGCUAUCCGGGUGCUGCCAUUGGAGGCCUUGUGGAGCUUGAGACGCUGACGUUGGCUUCCAACCCGUUCAAGCCUGGUCCGAUUCCGAAGGAGUUUGGGAAGCUCACGAAGCUGACGUAUUUGUGGCUGUCAGGAAUGAACCUGACUGGCUCCAUCCCCGAUGAACUGUCGCCAUUGAGAGAGCUCACAUUGCUGGACCUCUCGCAGAACAAGAUGGAGGGCACAAUCCCGAAAUGGAUAUGGAAGCUGGAGAAGCUCGAGAUGCUGUAUCUCUUCGCAAGCAAUUUCAGCGGCGAGAUUGGCCCUGAAAUCACAGCUCUGAACCUGCAGGAGCUUGACCUGGCCAUGAACAAGCUCACAGGAUCAAUACCACAAGACAUUGCAAAGAUGAAGAACUUGAGAUUACUAAACAUGUACUACAACAAGCUCACCGGAGCCAUCCCGGAAGGCAUCGGUAGGCUCCCAAACCUCGUCGACAUCCGGCUCUUCGACAACAAGCUCUCCGGUCCCCUGCCACCGGAGCUCGGGAAGCACUCCGAUUUGGGCAAUUUGGAGGUGUCCAACAACAACCUCUCCGGCGAGCUUCCCGACACGCUCUGCUUCAACAGGAAGCUCUACGACCUCGUGGUGUUCAACAACAGCUUCUCCGGCGUGUUCCCGGCGAGCCUAGGGGACUGUGACACCAUCAACAACAUCAUGGCAUUCAACAACCACUUCGUCGGGGAUUUUCCGAAGAAGAUAUGGUCGUUUGGAGCGCUCACCAAUGUCAUGAUCGGAAACAACAGCUUCACCGGCGCUCUGCCGAGGGAGAUAUCGCCGAACAUCACGAGGAUCGAGAUGGGGAACAACAUGUUCUCCGGUGCCGUGCCGUCCGUCGCCGUCGCGCUGAAGAACUUCAGGGCGGAGCACAACCAGUUCGCCGGAGCUCUACCGGAUGACAUGUCCGGGCUCGGUAACCUCACCGAGCUGGACCUCGCCGGAAACCGGUUGUCCGGCCCGAUUCCGCGAUCUAUCAAAUCAUUGACAAGGCUGACAUCGCUCAACCUUAGCAGCAACCAGAUUUCCGGUGAGAUCCCUGCGACACUCGGGUUGAUGGGUCUAAACAUUCUGGACCUCUCCAAGAACAAGCUCACCGGCCACAUCCCUGAGGAAUUCAACGAUCUGCAUCUCGGCUUCCUCAACCUCUCGUCCAACCAACUUGCCGGCGAGAUCCCGUCGUCACUGCAAGACCUUGCGUUUGACCGGAGCUUCUUGGAUAACCCCGAUCUUUGCUGUCGCUCAGAGUCCGGCAUGCACGUCAGGACAUGUCCGGGGAUCCAUGGCGGCGGUAGCGCCCACGAUCACCUUCCAUUGGGCAUCAUGCUUGUGAUGGUCAUCCUUCCCGCCAUAACUCUUCUCAGCGUCGCCAUUACCGGGUGGCUUCUCCUGCUCCGGCGCAAAAACGGCCAGCUCCACGAUGUCGCGUCGUGGAAGAUGACGCGGUUCAGAGCGGUGGAUUUCACCGAGCGCGACAUCGUCGGCAGCCUCAGCGAGAGCAACGUGAUUGGGAGGGGUGGCUCCGGGAAAGUGUAUCGCGUUCAACUCGGCGGCGGCGGCGGCAGCUGCACGCCGAGGACGGUGGCGGUGAAGAAGAUGGGCUGCGCCAGCAAGCCGGAGACGAACCUCGACAAGGAGUUCGAGUCGGAGACGAGGACGCUGGGCGAGCUCCGGCACGGCAACGUCGUCGAUCUGCUCUGCUGCGUCUCUAGCCACGACACGAAGCUGCUCGUCUACGAGCACAUGGAGAACGGGAGCCUCGACCAGUGGCUGCACCGCCGCCACGGGCGAGACGGCGGAGGGACCGGGCCGCCGUUGGACUGGGCGACGAGGCUGGGCAUCGCCGUGGACGUGGCGAGAGGGCUGAGCUACAUGCACGAGGAAUUCGUGCGGCCGGUGAUCCACCGGGACGUGAAGUGCAGCAACAUCUUGCUGGACUGUAGGUUCAGGGCCAAGAUAGCUGAUUUCGGGCUUGCUCGGAUCCUUGCCAACUCCGGCGAGUCGGAGUCGGCCUCCGCUGUCUGUGGCACCUUUGGCUAUAUUGCUCCAGAGUAUGUAUACAGGUCAAAGGUGAGCGUAAAGGUGGACGUGUACAGCUUCGGCGUUGUGCUGCUGGAGCUCGCCACCGGGCGGGGAGCGCAGGACGGCGGCGCCGACUCCGGCAGCUGCUUGGCCAAAUGGGCGUGGAAGCAGCGCAACAAUGGCGCCGGUCCGGUCGCCGGCUUGGUCGACGACGAGAUUCGAGAUGAUGCUGACUGCCUCGACGGCAUGGUCGCCGUGUUCGAGCUCGGCGUGGUCUGCACCGCCGACGAGCCGGCGUCGAGGCCGCCGAUGAGCGAGGUCCUCAGCCGCCUCCUGCAGUGCUGUGACCGUGAUCGUAGCCGGACAUGCAGCGACGACAUCAUCACGGCGAAUAAAGGCGUGUUUGGGAUCGAAUCGAUCGAUGAUUCUUUGGAUUGUAUUGUUUAAUUUUUUUUUUUAGAAGUACCAAUUUAUACUCCAGCUUUUUUUUUCAUUUUUUCCUUGAACGACAUUGAAAUUAAUGUCUUGUAUAGGUAAAUGGGAAACUCUA